AUGAAACCGCUUUCCGCAUUUCUGCUACUGUUCACUUGCUCCGUAGCAACGGCGCAGCUGUUUACAUUACCCGUAGAACGCCCCGGCCCCUACGCCCUGCGCAUCUUCCGUCAGAAGCCUAUCGUAGACCCGGUCGGCCCAGCUAUGCCGCCCUCAGAGCCCUCUGACUCCCGGCCACCCCCGGCGCAAGGGGGCGUAAGACUCUCCGACGUCAUGGGUCGUGACAGGAGCAUCAACGUCUUCGCCGGUUUUACUCGCGACAUCGAGUCUGCCUCCCGUCGUCUCGAUGACCAGGCACAUAAUACCACUGUAUUGGCGCCGCUGAACUCCGCCGUCGAGAAUCUGCCGCGGAAGCCCUGGGAAGACCCCAAAGAAUACCAGCAUUUUGGUGAAAAUGCCUAUGAGGGCGAUGAUGGCCAGGAGAGGGCGCAGAGGAACAUUCAGCGGUUCGUCGAGGCACACAUGGUACCUGUGAGUCCGUGGCCGGAGAACCACAAGGCGAAGGCAAUAGGCGACGAUAGGGAUAUUUGGUGGGAAAACAAAGACGGGACCAAGUUUAUCCAGCCAGGCAAUAUUGAGGUUGUAAAUGUAGCAAGCACCGUUGCAAACGGCGAGGUGUGGAUUAUUAAGGAGAAGACGAUCGAUCUCAGGAUGAUGAGCGGGAAACCCGCUGACGAGCGCGCUCUCGACUCUUUGGAAGAGAACCGUCGCCUCAUGGCCAUGGAGGCCGACAGAAUGGAUCGACGCGAAAAGGAGCGACGUGAUCAGGAACGACACGAACAAGAGCAGGCUGAAAGACGUCUCCGCGAGGGAUACCCUCCCGGGCCUCCUCAUCACAGCAAUGCUGGCUCGAUCCCGAUACACCAGCCCGUCGCAUCCCGCGCCAUGGGCGCAAUCCACAGUCCUGGUGGCCUCCUUGCAAACCACGGCUCAGGCUCAUCCGGUCCUCCCAUGCCCCUCGGCGCCCCUUCGGGUCCCGGCACGAACUUCGGCGGCCCUCUUCAGCCCGAAAAUAACAGGCCACCGCAACAUGGCGGUCCGAACAACCCCAACCCCCAGCAUCAGAUGUUUGCACCCAUCCCGCAUACGACCGGCCCUCCGACCGGCUCUCUAGGCGCCGCCAAUGGAGGUCCCCCUGUAUUUGGGGGGCCUCUGCAACAGCGCGAUGGCCAACAACCGAUGCAACAAGGACCGUUCGGUGGUAGCGCCGGUAACAGUGGUGGUGGCGGCGCUGGCGCUGCUGGUGCCCAGGGCCAGGUGCAACAACAAUCGCAAGGAGGCAUUGCCCACGGCCAACAACCUAUUCUAAACGAUGCCUUGACAUAUCUGGACCAGGUCAAGGUGCAGUUCCACGACCAACCGGACGUGUACAACCGCUUCCUUGACAUAAUGAAAGACUUCAAGAGUCAGGCAAUCGAUACUCCAGGGGUCAUCAACCGUGUAUCGGAGCUCUUCGCCGGUCAUCCCAACCUCAUUCAGGGCUUCAAUACCUUUUUGCCGCCUGGGUACCGGAUUGAAUGCGGUGCUGGUAAUGAUCCGAACACUAUUAGAGUCACCACACCCAUGGGCACCACCGUUCAAUCCAUUGCUGGUAGGGGUACACAGGUGGAUGGUGGUCAUGCGCAUCCUGGGGGCGCCUCGCAACCGCUGUUCCCACAGCGCGGAAACAACUGGCAGCAGCAGCAGCAGCAGCAGCAACAGCAACAGCCUCAACAUAGUAUCGAGAGUCCCGAGGCCAAUUUCAGCACACCUGUACAGAAUGGUCCUGGCCCAUUUGGCCCGACCCAGAACCUAGGUGCUGCUUUUGAGGCUCAGGGUGGUGGCCAGCAGCGUGGCCCUCAAGCUCAAGGCACCCAUCCUGCCAACGCGCAACAGCCGCCUCGCAGUGCACACACUCCAACUCCGGUCACCGGACCCGCAAAUGUGAAUGGCAACGCCAGCCAGCAGCAACAGCAGGCCAACAUGGAACGCCGCGGUCCUGUUGAGUUCAACCAUGCCAUCAGCUAUGUUAACAAAAUAAAGGCAAGUGCACCUAACCGCUUCCAGGAUAAGCCCGAGAUAUACAAACAAUUUCUCGAGAUCCUCCAAACCUAUCAGCGCGAGCAAAAACCCAUUCAGGACGUUUACGCUCAAGUUACCACGCUGUUUCACACUGCCCCGGAUCUAUUGGAAGACUUUAAGCAAUUCUUGCCAGAGUCUGCCGGCCAAGGCAAAGGCACACCUGGCCGCCCCGGCGAGGAACAACCACCUGGUCCUGGCCCAAACCAAACACCCCAACCUAGUAUGGGCGGUCAAAAGAUGCCUCCCCUCGGCAGCUUCGCACCUCCCAGCGCCUCGAAGGAGAACAAUAAGAAGCGACCAAGAACUGACAAGCAAACGCCUGUUCCCGCACCUGCAAUUGUCGAGGCUCCGCCUCCUGUGAACAGAGCUGCGCCGGGCGCUCCCCCGGUUGCUGCGGGCAACAAUAAGCGAGCGAAAUUGGCGCACAACAAGGCGCUCACUGCUGAUGCGCCGCCGGUCGAGCCAACGUUGACGCCUAUUUUGCCCGAGCCACUUGGGCCACCCACAGCGACCACCUCGAACUCCGAUGAAAUUGCCUUCUUCGAGAAGGUGAAGAAGUAUCUAGGCAACAAGACAGCGUUCAAUGAGUUUCUCAAAGUUUGCAACCUGUUCAGUCAAUCGAUCAUUGAUAGGAACACUGUCUUCCAUAAGGGCAGUGUCUUCUUUGCCGCAAACCCUGAGCUGAUGGGAUUUUGGAAGGCGUUCUUGAAGUACGAACCACAUGACGAGAUUGUUGAUAACCGUCCGGCCCCGCCAAGUGGCAAGGUAUCUUUGAGCAACUGUCGUGGUUACGGCCCCAGCUACCGCCUUCUUCCUAAGCGGGAGCGACUUAAGCCUUGCAGUGGCCGUGACGAGUUGUGUAACUCUGUUCUGAAUGACGAUUGGGCUUCUCACCCGACCUGGGCUUCUGAGGACUCUGGCUUCGUUGCCCACCGCAAGAAUGGAUUUGAGGAGGGUCUCCACCGUAUUGAGGAGGAACGCCACGACUAUGAUUUCAAUAUCGAAGCUAACCUGAAAUGCAUCCAGCUUCUGGAGCCUGUCGCCCAGCAAAUCAGUGUCAUGUCACCGAUUGAGCGCGAGCACUUCCAGAUGCCUCAGGCAUUGGCUGGUCACAGCACUUCUGUCUUUAAGCGCGUUUGCAAGAAGAUCUACGGCGACAAAGGCCCUGAGGUCGUCAAUGACCUGUUCUCCAAUCCUCUCAACGUUGUCCCAAUUGUUUUGACUCGCAUGAAGCAGAAGGACGAAGAAUGGCGCUUCUCGCAGCGUGAAUGGGAGAAGGUCUGGCACGCCCAGGUCGAGCACAUGCAUCUCAAGAGCCUGGACCACAUGGGCAUUCUGGUUAAGCAGAACGACAAGAGAAACCUCUCAGCAAAGCAUCUUGUCGAUGUCAUCAAAACAAAGGCAGAAGAACAAAGACGCCAGCGCAGCUUGAAGGGCAAAGCUCCUCGUCACCAGCUCGUUUGGGAUUUCUCUGACAAGAAGGUUGUAAUUGAGCUCCUCCGCUUGAUGAUGCUUUAUACCGUUAGCAGCGGCCAGCAUAGUGUGCCGGAAAAGGAGCGUAUUACCGAAUUCUUUGAGACAUUCAUCCCCGCCUUUUUCGACAUCCCUGAAGAGGAGAUCGAUGGCCGACUCCCAAGAUUGCAAGAUGUAUCCGAAGAAGAUGAUGCCGAAGAGAGUGUCCCAGCUGAGCUUACAAACGGCCGUAGUCGCCGUACUGGCAGGAGAGGUGAUUUACUUCGUGGUGUUCUUGAUCCCGGACGCAACGGCUCGAAGCCUCGUGCGCAAAAGGAGGACAGCGCUGCGUCUGGCAGCAAGGAGACCACGCCCGAUGUGGGCUCAGCUAACGAAGAAGAGAUGCCUGAUGCUCCAGAAGAUGGCGCAGGCCCUGAGGUAUCCAACGAGCGCUGGAUGCCAAUUGUGCCGCAACCCAUUGUCACCACAGGUGACGAUACCCUUUUGACCGCCGAUGGUGAGCUGAAGGCUGACGGGUUCUUCUCUCGACCCUGGUACAACUUCUUCUGCAACCAGACAAUUUUUGUCUUCUUCAAUGUUUUCCAGACAGUCUAUACCCGUCUUAGAGACGUGAAAGAGAGCAAGGAAAGUGUCAUUGAGGAAAUUAACCGCGUCAACCGCCCGCGCCCUGCUAAGGAUAUUGGCUUGGCUGAUAAUACUCUCAACUACUUUGGCCCUCAUGAUGACUCCUCAACGUUCUGGCCUAAGACCGUUGAGCUUAUUGAGGAGUAUAUCACCGGAGACAUUGAUGAGGUCAGAUAUCAGGAUGUCCUACGCCAUUACUACCUGAAGAGUGGUUGGAAGCUGUACACCAUCCAGGAUCUUUUGAAGACGCUUUGCCGCCUUGCCCUUACCUGUAGCAGUACAGAUGCCAAGGAGAAGACUCCUGAUCUGAUUCAGCAAUACCUCCACAGUCGUGAAAAGGAUGAGACCAACUACCAGGCAGAGAUUGCAUCCAGGAAAUACGCUGAGAAGUGUGUUAAGGAUGGGGAGAUGUUCGUUAUCUGCUGGUUCCCGCAAAAGUCAGAGGCUACUGUCCGUUGGUUGCAACGAGAAGAUACGACAUUUUACAUGGAUGAAAUGAAGGCCAAGGACCGCUGGCAAUACUACAUUUCGUCAUUCAUCCAAGUUGAGCCGACUGAGGGAGUCCCUCGCCACAAGCUCCAAAAGACCGUCUUGGCCCGGAAUCUGCCAUCCAGCGAUGAGAAAUUUGACGACAGCCAGAUCCCUAAGCCUAUCUCGUAUGAUGAGGACCUUUCGAUAAGCAUUUGUCUUAACUCGAGCAAGAUGGUGUGGAAAGCGGGCACCUCUGAGUACUUUGUCUACGACAACGUCCCCAAGGAUAAGGAAGCACGGGAGCGCCACCUUGAGAGACUCAAGAACGCGAGUAACAAGCGCGAUACCAAACUCCGCGAGAAGUUUGUCUUCAACAGUCCCUGGAUGAAGGGCAUGAGCCAGUCGGAUGUACAGAAGUCCAAUGAGGGCUGGUCCAAAUGGCUCAAGGAGGGCGUUCUUCCAUCCUCUGAUUUCGGCGACGCUAUGGACACUGCAGAGUGA
Molecule: messenger RNA, 5130 nt
Organism: Colletotrichum truncatum
Lineage: Eukaryota; Fungi; Ascomycota; Sordariomycetes; Glomerellales; Glomerellaceae
Source: RefSeq, a predicted model, not a curated record